Monopterus albus (swamp eel) is the source of this 600-nucleotide messenger RNA. RefSeq names its product fibroblast growth factor binding protein 1a (gene fgfbp1a). The transcript has a single exon. The coding region runs from base 1 to 600 and encodes 199 amino acids. The record is from RefSeq and is a predicted model, not a curated record. Gene Ontology annotation, biological process: cell-cell signaling. Gene Ontology annotation, molecular function: growth factor binding. Lineage: Eukaryota; Metazoa; Chordata; Actinopteri; Synbranchiformes; Synbranchidae.
AUGGCUUUCACCACCAACAUCACCAUCCUGCUGUUUCUGGCUUGUAUUUCUCACCAGCUGAUGUUGGGCAGCUGUCAAAAAGCUGAUGGAGGGAGAGGACGAGGAGUGGACGGAGGACAACAUAAAGACAAACAACCUAAGUCUGCCUCUGCUCAGCCUAUUAAGGGGAAACUUGUCACCACAGACAGGUCUGCCUGUACUUGGGCUGCAACAGGUCAGGAUCUCUUCAUCCUCAGUGUUACCUGCAAGAAGGGCGACAGGCACUUCAGCUGUGAAUAUGUUGCCAGACCGGCUGCCUGUCCCCACUAUGCUUCCAACGUCCAACUUUACUGGAAGCAAAUUGCAAGAGCACUAAAGAAGCAAAAGGUUUUGUGCCAGGACAGUAGUGUGCUGGUCAGGGCGACAGUGUGCAGAAGAGCUAACAGAGAUGCUCAUUUCAGACUCCACAGUGCACAGAGGAAGACUACUCCAGCACCUGCACCCCGAGCUGUCAAAUCCUGUCAACACAGUAACAAACAGCUGGCAGAGGAGUACUGCGGUGACACCUGGUCAAGUUUUUGCACAUUCUUUUUUACUAUGGUGCAGGAUUAUGAUUGUUGA